AUGGUCGCCGUGCCCACGGCCUGGUGCUCCGUAGCUCUAGCCCUGCUCGUGGCCCUGCACGAAGGGAAAGGCCAGACCGCUGCAGCCACAGAGCAGCCAGCGCCCUUAGCCCGUGCCUGGGGCGCCCACCUGCGGCCUCGGCGGUGCUCCUGCAGCUCCUGGCUCGACAAGGAGUGUGUCUACUUCUGCCACCUGGACAUCAUCUGGGUGAACACUCCGGGACAGACAGCUCCUUACGGCCUGGGAAACCCGCCAAGACGCCGGCGCCGCUCCCUGCCAAGGCGCUGUGAGUGCACCAGCGCCAGGGACCCCGCCUGUGCCACCUUCUGCCAUCAAAGGCCUGGUAGGGACAUUUCUGCAGCCAAGAUCUACCUUGCCAGGCGGCAGCAAAAAACAGCAAAAGAUCCCAGGCCCACACACCCUAGGCGGAGGAAGAGAUAGUGCUAGGAGCUGGAGGACCAUUGGGAAGGAAGCCCAUGAGGAGACAAAAGGAGAGGGGCAGCCCAGGGCUUGUGGAAGACCCUCUGCCUGUUCCCUGGGGAGAGGACCCUGGUGCCGGCCAACUGGAGUCGCUCACUGGGAUUGGCACAAGCCCUGGCUCCUCGCCCCAGUGGGGGAAGCUCCCUCCAGGCAGCUCCAUACCGUCACACUGCCCAGGAAAGCCCUAAGCCCCCGACUGCAGAGAGGCCUCCUGGUGCUGGUUCCUGGCCCAGCAGCCCUGCUAAAGGAACCUCUGGGGAGUGUGUGAACCUGGAGUCCACGUUCCUGUCGGCCUACAGACCAGGAGCAGCUGUGUGGCAAGUGGGCGCUCACACCCAAGCCAGCCCUGGAGGCUGGACAGGAUCCACCUGCCCUAGGACUGGUGUCUCUGCCACCCUGUCUGUCCUCUCCAGCUCUGUCCCCAGAGUCCUCGUACCUUCAGCCCUCAGAACAUUCCUGGUGAGAAGGGCCUGCUCUGCUCACCCAUCUGUACAUAACUUAUUUGCUGUAAGAACUUUGA
This is a messenger RNA of Loxodonta africana (African savanna elephant), 1000 nucleotides long. It is a transcript of the gene EDN2, whose product is annotated as endothelin 2. The record is from RefSeq and is a predicted model, not a curated record. Gene Ontology annotation, biological process: vein smooth muscle contraction; regulation of vasoconstriction; regulation of systemic arterial blood pressure by endothelin. The transcript has 4 exons. Gene Ontology annotation, molecular function: hormone activity; endothelin B receptor binding. NCBI's taxonomy places the organism in Eukaryota, Metazoa, Chordata, Mammalia, Proboscidea, Elephantidae. The coding region runs from base 1 to 441 and encodes 146 amino acids. Gene Ontology annotation, cellular component: extracellular region.